AUGAGAGCCAUGCACCCCAGCCGCCAACACCAUGGAGGGCCCAAAAGGGACUCCUCCAAUCUGUCUUUAGUAAGGCUAAUUGACGAAUGGAGUUGCGUCGAAGCCAAGUCCUAUCCGAUAAAAGAUAUAACUACAUUAAGACGAAUCCAAUAUGAAAUUAAAAGAUUUAUUUAUACAAAUAUUUUACACAAGACGAGAGUGAACUUCCUGCUGUUCCAUACCUUUUACAGUUACAAGUACAACUACGAGGUGCUCUACGUGGGCAACCAGUACGCCUUCGACAUGUGUGGGGGUGGCGGUGGGGACAUGUACGAUGUGCUCAAGCGCCACUACAAGACAGGAGAAGCAUCUGGGGGGAAGCAGGAUGUGAUAUCAGAUUUGAGCGAUGAGUGUAGUACGGAUGCUGGGGGGGUGGGUGACAAUUCAGCCUAUGGUUGCUCCACCGCUACUUGCAUAAUGGGGGCCGCUUCCCACUCUGGGGAGGAUUGUUCUUUUCUCCUGGGGGGAACACGCGGGAGGGACAUGCUUUCCCCGCAGAUAUACACAUCCAUGGUCUCCUCCUGUCUCGUGCUCCUCGAAAGGAAGUACUACCUCGACUUUAUCUGUUUGUACCUUUACAUGAAGGCCUACUUCGCGUUAGACACCGUGUGUGUGAAAAAUGGGACCGUCUUAAAGUUUACAUGCCAUGAGAGUUUCCUUCAUAUGCUACUGCUGUUGUCCGACCUGACCACGUCGAGCGAUACCCACGCGGGAGGCACACAGUUGAGAGGCGGCAGACACUUCACACAGGGACACCCCGGAGACCCAUCACAUCACCACCCACGUGCAGACACAAACGACAUGUAUAGUUUAAAGACGUUUGAGGAGGACCUGCGAAUUAAUAAUUUAUCCCAGUUUUCAUAUAACGUUCUUUUCCUCCUAAGGGUGAACAUAAAUUUUAAUGAGUUGAAUUACGACUUGAGUACAGAUGUGUAUGACUCUCUAUGCAACUUCGUCAUGUCAUUUAGGGAUGCGUUCAUGAGUAGGUUCGUGGCCAGACUGAACCAUCUAGAUGGGCUGACCAUGAAGUGUGGUCAUCACAUAUGGGGGAGAGCCCAACAGGGUGACAGCCAUCAUGUUAGUGGUAAUGAAGUGGGGACCGCUUUUGGCAUGGAAAAUAUUAUCCCCGUCGACCGAGGCUGUAAUGUGGAACCCCCCACGUGGAGCGCUUCUAGCUUAGCAAGCGGGAACCACGCUUCUCUCUUCCUUCCACACAUGAGUGACAUGUCGGUGUAUGAAAAGGGGGGUGUCCUCUUCACGCACUUCACCGAUCGGAAGGGGGCAUUGCUGGGGAAAUCCACGCUGGACAUUUUCUCUGCACCCCAGCUCAGUGCUAAGGAAGCUUGCUAUUACAACUUCAGUCUGUUCAACGAGGGAGAGAUGAGUCGUGGACGGGAGAACCUUUGGACGGAGGUACUUUCCGAUGUUCAUAAUAUGAAUAACGGAGGCCAGCAUUCCCCUGCGCCCCUUCCUCUGGCGGGGGCUAACGCAAGGCAUGCUUUCACCCUGAGAGGGGCAGACAUAUACCAGGAGGAAGAGUUGUCACAUAUGGACAGCGAAUCCAUCACGACAUGCACAUACACGUACACAUACACAUAUAUAAGAAGGAACCAUGCGAAGAAGAUCAAACAGGAUGAGGACAAGUACUUCUUAACGAAUGAAGAAAGGACAUGGGGAAGGGGAAGUAGUCCCAACGGAGGAAUGACCGAUGGAGGGGAAUCCUACUUGUGGCACAAGUCUUAUGCAAACGAUACAUGUUCUCUCAAUGCAAUAGAAAAAAAAAAACAUAAUAAUAAAAAAAAAAAAAAAUACAAAAAACAUUUUUUAAGCAUCAUUAACAGCAUCUACGUUACUCUCCACAAGAAUGUCAUUUGCAGUUUAAACAGUAGGAUAGAGGAGUAUCGUUUUUUUUCUUUAAAACCUUUUUUUCAUCUUCUAAGUAACAAUGAGCCUUGGUGUGUGGAAAAGGGAGAGCUAUUAACGACAUGCAAGCAUGAAAUAAUGGCAUGUCUGCUGGGACAUGAGAGUGAAAUGUUUCCUAGUCGACACACCUUUGUUAAUAGAGCUCAAACAGGCAAUAUAUACAUUAGUAAAAAUUUCGUAUGUGUUAACCAAGGUGUUGCCUUUUGGCUGGACAAGAGAAGGGAGGAUGUUUUUCGCCUACGAUUUGAGCCCUUUCGAAAUUUGUUUUCUUCCCCCUUUUACCAGAGGUACUUUCACCUCUUCCUGUUCUUUGCCAGGGUGGGAACGCUGGUGCGGUACGUGCAGGCGUUCGUGCGCGUCUUCGCGGGGCUGCUUUUCCGAGGGGGGCUCGACGGCGACAACGUCGACAGUGACAACGGUGCGGGUGACGGUGCCAAGCGGGAGGGAACAUCGCCGAGCGAGUCGCGCCGAAGAAGGAAGGAAGAGCGCAGCCGAGGAGGACACAACAAGGAAGACGUAAUUCCAAUAGGAGAAGUAUUCACCACGUUUAUCAACUCCGUGGCCAAGUACCUAGACUUCUAUUCAGAACAAACAAGGAGAGUCAUUGUGCAGGGAAAUGCCAACACCCCCAUGGACAUAUACAACGGGGUUAAGAGGCACACAGAGUGCAUUGAGCUUCUGGCAUUCCUCUGUUCCAGUUACACACACGAAAAGGAGGAAGUAUUUCGAAAAAAAUAUUUCGUCUUUUAUAACAACCUCCCCCCUGAUGGGACAAUCAAUUCGAAUCUGAAGCAAGUGACCGAGUACAAUUCCCUCCUCAACGUUAUUUAUGGCUUGUCACACAAGGGAGGUGAUUAUAAAAUGUAUAAUGACCGUGAGAAGAGAAUGAUAUGUGGUAAGCCUGUCGACUUGUUCAUUUUCCCCAGGGGCAGCGAGUUGCUGAGUUAUGUAUACAGGUAUUACUACCUCUUCCUUAGUAGUAGAAGGAAGCACCUGGCGAAGAUGUGCAAAUAUCUUUUCCUCCGCAUACUAAAACCCCUUCUGCACUUCCUUUAUGCUUAUGUUUUCCUGGGGGUCAACAGGGACUUCCACCACGAGUAUAUAAUUAGCAAACAGGCGUCACAGCAGUUCUUUUUCGUCCUGCACAAGGGGGUUAGGUACUACGACCGGGGGCGCCUCCUCUCCGACUCGGUCCUUUCACUCCCCAUUUUUUUAAAGUACGCCAUAGGGAUUGUGUACAGGGCAGGCGAGCUGUCCAGAAUUUUAAGUUCAAUCAGCGAAGAAGACUUCCAGCUAGCCAUUCCCAAAAUCUCCUAUGAUAAAAGCUGGGUAGCCAAAAAAAAAAAAAAAAAAAAAAAAAAAAAAAAAAAAAUGACCCAAAAUGACGACCAACACAUGAACGGAAGUGUAAACCAAAUGGAAAGUCCUAAGGAUGUAGACCUGCCAAACUUGAUGUGCUCCUUGUCGGCUGCCACUUUAGAACAUUUUUUUCAUUUGCACACAAACCCGAGUCGAAAGAAGUUGAGGAGGCCAAGUGAACGGUUCGAAAACAUCUUCAUCGAGCAUUGGAAUGAUGAAGAAAGCGCCAAUCAUGUUUUCUCCACAACGAGGAGGAAUAUAAGGAAGCGGUUGCAGAGGUACGUCCGCUCCUUCCGCAGUGCUCUCAAUCGGCCCGAUGGUCCCACCAGGAGUCCAAGCACAAAUCGUUUUGACGUCACCUUGAGUAAGGAUAACGAGGACAGUGAUGCGAAUCGCUCAACUGGAGUGAUGGACAAGUACUUAUAUAAGGAAGAUGCGAGGAGGAGGAAUAUCCUCCCUACGUGUAAACUUACAAAGAUGAUAAAAUUAAGGGUCAUCGCUAAGCGGGGGAAGAAGUCACGUGUGGGGGGGCGAAGCGGUAUGGGACGAUGCGGUAGGAUACGGUGCCGCAGGAGAGACACAAACCCGAAGCAACAGGAAGAAGGCUCAUCAGACUGGAGUAGCGACGUUACUUCGUGUCCUCUGUCCGAUAACACAACUGCGUCGUCACACCGUGGUGGCAGGGCAUGGAAGGAGGAGGUGCCUUUCAAAUUGUCCCACUUCCAUUGUACCCUUAACAAUGGACGGCGAGACGAUGGGGAAGAGACGCGCAACAUCGUCACCCCGUUUAGCCUCAUCACGAAUAACGAACUGGACGAGGGUGACACUUUUCAGGAGCGAAGAGACCUAGCAACGUUCCACAUAGACUACGAGGAUGAUGGGGGGAAGCUCUCCAGUGCAGUACAAUUAGGAAGGAGACCCAACCACUGCUACUACAACCAUUCCCCAACGGCGAAAUGUGUCACGUGGACCAAAUUGGUGAGUCCGUGUGGGAGCGACAGUGGAGGUAUGGGUAACAAACGUGACUUGCUUCAGGACGAUGACACAGAAAGUGUACUUCCCCCACCGAUCGGUUCACGCAAAAUGGAAAUUAAAAGUAUUAAUUAUUACCUGUACAAAAAUCUUUACACACCAAUUAAGGAGCAUUACGACAAUGUCAAUAGGAUUCUCGUGUGGUCCUUUUUAUUUAAACACAACUUACUAGCAUUCGUUUGUCUGUUGAAGUGCACCAUGUUUUUCGAAGCUGAAGGGAAGCAAAAGAUUUUUUCAUCCCUCUUGAGUCAUAACAAGAAGGGUGAGUCGGACGACUUUGGGGGUAGCCUCAUCAGUAGGAACCAUUUUGAUGAUCCCUCCGCUUAUCACAUGAACGCCAAUAUUGGUGCGUGCAGGACGUUAGAGACGACGGGAUUAAAGACAAUACACAGAAACAAAAUAUUGCACCAUCGAGUAAACACAUGUUGUUACUCCGCCUCAAAUAUAGCAACCAAGUUCUCUCACAUCCAUGUACACAUACAAAUUCCUCAUCCAUUAAAAAUAUUUUUUGAAGCAAGUGUGAUACUUUGCUACACCAGUGUGUAUAAAUUAACAGCUCUGCUUUUUUUUACUCUACAAAAUUUAAAUGGCGUUUUUGGAGUUUUUCGUUUUUUUUCUAAGCCGCUGAUUUACCAAUAUGGGAGGGACACUGGUGAGGGGGAAGGGAACAGGAAGAGGAAGAGGCAGAGGGACAAGGGGGGUAUGCACUUGUUCAGCUCAAGCGACUUUAAGUACAUGGACGUGAUUAACAGCAUCGCGCGGGGGAACGCCUCCAGCGGCGACGAUGAAGGCAGCGAAGAAGUCCACGAUGACAGCGACGGACUGAGACAACGUGGCAAGCCUCCCCGGAACUGCCUCCUCUCCAGGAACACUUGCAGCGCGCACUUAACGCGGGAACGGUUCUUCCUCAUCAUUGGCUUUGAUGAGCAUUUCACGCGCCACCCAAGUAUACCCAAAUUUUUGAGCCACCUCAACAUAAUGAAUGACUUAUUCAAAGAUUUAAAUCACAUAAGAGUUGAAAUGGAUUUCAUUCUCAGGAGCAUUUACGACUACAUAGUAAAUACGAACGUCGUUCGAAGUUAUUUUUUCUUUUUUAAUAAUGUGUUGAAGAUAGGAAGGUUUUGCCAUUUGAUUGAAUUUCAUAAACGUCUAGCUGAGCACCUUCAUCAUUUCUCCUUUCUGUCUCCUGAAUUUGUUUCACUCAACAGAAUAAUUAAUAACAUUGUUAAUCUUGUGCAUGUGUUUAAGAGCAUCAUGGAUUCCCUGACAUGGGUAGAUGUGGACUCUCAAGAGGAGUUAGUAAACUUUUCGCAGACCUUCCAAGAGCACACUAAGAAGCUAGAACAAAACAUUAUUUUACUUACUUCUGCUCAUGUGCAGGAGUUUAUUCGAUCCUUCUAUGCCAGUAGGAAUGAGUUAAUUGUACACAUUCGGGAGUUUCGCAGCGGGCCCCUCGACUGCAUCUACAACAAGUUUUUCUUCAACGGAUUCUACGCCCGCAUGUUUGGGGAGGACGACUGA
Molecule: messenger RNA, 5874 nt
Organism: Plasmodium fragile
Lineage: Eukaryota; Apicomplexa; Aconoidasida; Haemosporida; Plasmodiidae
Exons: 2
Coding region: 1-5874 (1957 amino acids)
Biological process (GO): meiotic cell cycle; spindle assembly; microtubule nucleation
Cellular component (GO): equatorial microtubule organizing center; gamma-tubulin complex; centrosome
Molecular function (GO): microtubule minus-end binding; gamma-tubulin binding
Source: RefSeq, a predicted model, not a curated record